Ectocarpus sp. CCAP 1310/34 is the source of this 3414-nucleotide messenger RNA. NCBI's taxonomy places the organism in Eukaryota, Phaeophyceae, Ectocarpales, Ectocarpaceae. The record is from the annotation of a GenBank genome assembly.
AUGUGCGAGCGCUACCCAAACCUCCACUUCAUCAUCGGGGGCGACGGCCCGAAGAGACUCCUCCUCGAGGAGAUGCGGGAGAAGAGCCAGCUGCACGACCGGGUCGAGAUCCUCGGAGCCGUGCCCCACGCAAGGGUCCGGAGCGUGCUCGUCCGGGGGCACAUCUUCCUGAACUGCAGCCUCACGGAGUCGUUCUGUAUCGCCAUCCUAGAGGCCGCAAGGUCUACUCGGGAGCAGAUCAUGAGGAUGGUGAAGAAGCUUGGAGGAUGGAAGCAGAAACUGUGGAAGGGAGACAAGUUGGAGCUGCUGCUGUUUGGGAUUCCAAGGGACAUGACGAGGAUAGAGUUCAAGAACUGUUGUGACAGGGAGGGACUGCACUGCCUAGCAAGGGGACAAGUAGGCAGAGAACAUGAACACUUCCGGGUGAAAUUGACCAAGGGAGACAGCCAAGAGUGCUUGGGGGUUGAUAUCGAGAAGCUGUCGAACUACGUAAGGAAGUUUGGAUGGAGGGUUUGCAUCGCGAACAUGAUAGAAACAGAGAAGGUAAGGAGACAAGAGGCGAGGGCGGCGGAGGCGAAGAAAGGACCGAGCAGGGCAGUCGAACAAGCAAGUCAGAAGAAGUCCGAGAAGAAGCGGAAGGCGAACGAUAGAGUGCGCAAAAUCUCCAAUAGGGAAAAGCGCAAGCUGAGAGUCGGGUCGUGGAACGUGUGCGGGUUCGCAAGGAGUGAGCGCAAGCGGUUGGAAAUAGUGGACCAAGUAGAACAAAGCGAUCUAGAUGUAGUGGGGAUCCAAGAGACGUGGGAAUUGAAGGAUGGGGACGUGGUAAGCAAACUAGGGAAAUACCGGUGGGUAGGGAAGGCAAGAAAGGGCUUAGACCCGAAGAAAAGGGGGGAGGGGGGAGUCGGAUUCCUGGUCAAGGAACACUUGUUUGACGUGGUGGAAGUAGUGGUGAAAACGGAAUUCGAGGAAAGCCUAUGGCUAAAGAUACCUGGGGAGCGGGGUGAGAAAGACUUGUUUCUAGGGAACGUAUACGUCCCACCGUCGUCGAAGAAAGUCGCAAGCAAGGCGCAGGAGAACUUUGGACAAAUUGGGGAAGAUGUCCAGAGGUUCAGUAGGAAGGGAGAAGUUGUCAUGGUGGGCGAUUUCAACUCCAGAGUAGGGAAAGCUUCCAGUAGAGGACAGGCGAUCGGGCAGCACGGAGAAGACAAAGUGAAUGACAACGGAGUGAGGAUGCUUGAAUUCUUGGGAAGCAACGAACUGAUGGUGUUGAACGGUAGGAGGGAAUGCGAUAAGCCGGAGUUCACAAGGCAACGGGCAGUUUGCAAUGAAUACUCAAUCCUCGACUACAUCCUGGUAGAUAGGGGGAGCACGCAGAUCCCAGAGCUGCACGUAAGUGCGAUAGAUAUAGGUUCGACCGACCACUUCCUCAUAUGGGCAAACAUCGACCGAUCUAGAAAGAUCAAGAGUAAGAAACAGAGGAAAGUGUUCCGGUGGAAGGUAGAGCGUUUGGGAGACGAUGGGACACGGGAUGAAUUCCAGAAGGGGCUGGCUGGUAGUGUAGAAUCCUUCAGGAAACUGCUGAGAAGCGUCGAAGACGGACAGGUAGACGUACAGACAGCAGGGGACAGGGUGAUUGAAGGGUGGGAGUCCAUCGUGAACGCAACGGCAGAGAGAGUAGUGGGAAGGAAGGUGGUACGAUGUGGGGUAUCGGUUAAGUGGUGGGAUGACGAGCUGAAAGAAGAAAUAGGGGAACGUAGAGAAGUCUUCAAGCAGUACCUGAGUGAGGCGUCUGAGGAGAGUUGGGAAAAGUACAGGGCCAAGAGAAAACAGGUGAAGGGACUAGUGAAAAAGAAGAAAAAGUGUAUUUGGGACGAAGUAGUGCAGAAGGCCAACGGAGGCCUGGAGGGAAACGUCAAGCAGAUGUGGGAAGGGAUUAGUGGAAUGGUAAAAAAGACCGCGCAAGGGGGGGAUACAGGGGUCGCAACUUUGCGAGGUGUGAACGGUGGAUUAGUCAGCAGUGGGAAGGGAAAAAGGGAAGUUCUAGCAGGACACUACAAGAGACUUGGAGUGCCCUCGGAGAAUGAAGCUUUUGACCAAGUGUUUAAGAAGGAGGUGGACGCAUGGGCCCAAAAAGAAGAAGAGACAUCGAAGGCAGACGUUGGGAACGUAGAACUAGAAAAGGAGUUCACUGAGGACGAGGUUGAGGCGUGUGUGAACAAGCUGAAGUGCCACAAAGCAGCAGGAGCGGAUGGGAUAGUCAACGAGUUCAUGAAGUUUGGGGGGAAGGGGAUGAUCCAGCUGAUGGUGUUCAUCAACGAUCUGUUGGAAGUCGUAGAGGCAGUCCGAAAGAAAGUAAAAGUAGGGGACACGGAAACGUCGGUUUCAGGAAUGCUGUUUGCGGAUGAUUUUGUCGGUAUGUCGGACACCCCUGAGGGACUGCAACUGCAAAUUGACGCGGCGAAGAAGUUUACUGAUAAGUGGAGAUUGUCUGCCAACGUUCAGAAGAGUGCCGUCAUGGUAUGCAACGAGAACAAGGAGGAACCAGUAGAACAUAGAUGGAAGUGGGGGAUCGAGGAGAUUGCAGUAGUGGACCAGUACACAUACCUUGGAGUAGAGAUCGCAAAAGACUGCUCGUGGAAUGCACACAUGUCCAAGGUAGCGGAAAAGGGCAAAGCACGAGCAGGGAAGCUGCACCCAAUACUCGCAAACCGGCACCUCGAUACACGCAUCAAAUUGACGGUUUUGAAGAGCGUAAUCGUACCGCCGCUAGAGUACGCCGGAGAAGUAUGGGAAGGAAAUAAGAAGGUAGUGAAAGAACUCGAGGCGGCGCAGAUGAAAGCAGCGAAAAUCAUCCUAGGAUGCUCCAAGCGCACAAGUAAUGCAGCCGUGGGGGCAGAAUUGGGGAUCAAAUCCCUAUGCUGCGGUCUCUUUGUCGUGAGCACGGCCGUCGGUGGUGUCCCGGAAGUCCUCCCCGGGCCGAUGAUCAAGUUCGCGGAGCCGACGGUGGAGGACCUGACGGACGCUCUGUCGGACGCGAUCCCCCUCGCCAGAAAAGCGGUGCCUAGCGAGUUCCACGCAAAGGGGUACGACGACAUUCGCGGUGCUGAAACUGUGAUCAUGGUGAGGGACAUGUACAGCUGGGCGGACGUCGCGGAGCGGACGGAGAGGGCGUACGAGAGAGCGCUCAAGGCCCCGCCGCCUAGUCUCGUCCGGCGGUUUCAGGCGGUGUGCUGCUUCCUGGCGGCCAUGCUCCAUCUGCUGUGGCGGCUGCUCGAGAGGAUCUGGCCGGCGCAGGACAUCGAGCUCGCCCCCGAGUUCCCGAGCGCGCGACAGGCGUCGGGGUUCGAGGCUAACCCCUGGGCCCCGUCAAAGGCGAGGCCUUCUUUAUGUUCUUUUUUUCUCUCAGCUGCUUGA